Molecule: messenger RNA, 797 nt
Organism: Camellia sinensis
Lineage: Eukaryota; Viridiplantae; Streptophyta; Magnoliopsida; Ericales; Theaceae
Product: glutaredoxin-C9
Source: RefSeq, a predicted model, not a curated record
CUCUCUCUCCCCUUCUCUCUCUCUCUGUCUUCAACUCUCUCUCUCUCUCUCUAAAUCUAUAUCUCUAUAUCUAUAUACACCAUGCAGCAGGCUAUUCCGUACAGAACAUGGGUUCCACCCUCCGCCGCCGUCGCCUCCCCCACCACCACGACCGCCGCCGCCGCCGCCGACUCUCUUCCACAAACCUCCCACAUAAAAAUAGGAACGAGUGUGCAAAAACUGGUGGCGGAGAAUGCGGUGAUAGUGUUCGGGAGACGCGGGUGUUGUAUGUGCCACGUGGUGAAGAGGUUGCUAUUGGGGCUGGGAGUCAAUCCUCCGGUGGUGGAGGUGGAUGAAGAGGAAGAGGCGGCGGUGAUGGAAGAAUUUUCUAGAAUUCACGGCGGCGAUGACGGAAAAGGAGCUCAGUUUCCGGCAGUUUUCGUCGGAGGAAAGCUGUUUGGUGGGUUGGAAAGAUUGAUGGGGACUCAUAUUUCAGGUGAUCCGACUCAUAUUUCAGGUGAAUUGGUUCCCAUAUUGAAAGAUGCUGGAGCUCUUUGGCUUUGACUCAUCACAACUUCGAACAAUCAAUCAAUCAAUCGAUCUCUCUUGACUGUUUCCAUGUCUCAUGAAUGUUUGGAGACAUGAAUGCAUAUUUUAUUUUAUUUUAUUUUUUUUGGGCAAUAGAUUGGAAGUGUAUUAUGAAUAUGUUUGCUGUAAUUUAUUGAGUUAGAUAUGAUUUUUUUUUUUUUUGGUUUAAAUUUAUGGUAUUGUAUUUGGUAAUUUCAGUUGAAUAAAGAUAAUAGGUUAAUUAUGUAGAA